AGCUGCCACAGCUGGAAGUCAACUUGACGGCUUGCAGGUGGAGUGAUUGAACCCCUGCCCCACCUGCUUGUCACCUGACCUGUCUUUGGAUUGAAGGAGCUCCAGCCAUGCUUUCUGAAGCUCUGCCCUGCUUCCAGCUGCUCCGGAUGGGCCCGGCCUCUUCUGGGGAUUUGCCAAACCGGGAUCUCUACACUUUCAGACCUGCCAAGCCCAGCUGCGUUUAUCGUCUGGGUCGCCGAGAUGAAGUUUGCGAUGUCAUUCUGGUGUCUGACCAGAACCCGGCUUUGAUCUCCCGGGUCCAUGCGGAGAUACACGCAGAACGGGAUGCUGACAGCAUGGCGGGGGAGUGGCGAGUUGGCCUGGUGGACUGCAGCAGUUAUGGCACAUACAUCAAUGCUCUCCGCAUGUCCCACGGCCAGCGGGUAGAUCUGAACGAUGGAGACCUUCUGACUUUCGGCCAUCCCAGCCCGGUGCCCGAGGGUUGCGUGUUGCCACCCCCACACGGCAACUCCGAGUUUUAUUUCCUCUUCCAGAAAGUCCGUGUCCGGCCGCAAGACUUUGCAGCUAUCACCGAACCCAAAGCCCCGUGGGCGUCUUCCUCUGGUUUCCGGCCGGUGUUGCCUUCUGACAACCAUCGCAUCCGUCCCCUAUCCCGUCAUUCGCCCACCUCCCUCUCGUGCCGCCCCAAAGCCACCCUCAUCCUCAGCUCCAUCGGCAGCCUUAGCAAGCUGAAGCCCCAGCCUUUUACUUUCUCUUUGAGUGGGAGCCGAUUAGCGGAUCCUCCCGCCCAGCCGAAACCAUCCCGCAACCGCCGUAAGUCGGCUCACACGGUGCUUCCUGAACUAGAGGAUGAAAUCGCACGCCUGGAAGAGGAACAGCCACCCCCAGAUAAGGAGCAGCGCUUGGGGACUUACCGGUGUUGCCAGAGUAGCAAUUUGAGGCUCCAGCAAAGAAUGCAAGAAGGGAGCACCAACAUCAAGGAAGAUGCAGAACCAAAGCUUCACAUCACGCCAAGUGGGAAGCGACGUGGCCGGCCUCGGAAGAAUCCUCUGGGAAGCGCUGGCCAAGUUUUCUCCCAGACUCUGUCUUCCCCGCAGCCAUGUGCAGCUCCCCGGUGCCGCCUUCCCCAAGACGAGAUAGUGGAGUGGGUCCAGUGCGAUGGCUGCGACGCCUGGUACCACGUAGCCUGUGCGGGCUGCAGUUAUAGUGCGGUGAAAGAGGCAGAUUUUCGGUGCGUUGCCUGCCGUUCCUAA
Thamnophis sirtalis is the source of this 1253-nucleotide messenger RNA. RefSeq names its product transcription factor 19 (gene TCF19). The record is from RefSeq and is a predicted model, not a curated record. Lineage: Eukaryota; Metazoa; Chordata; Lepidosauria; Squamata; Natricidae. Gene Ontology annotation, cellular component: nucleus. Gene Ontology annotation, molecular function: protein binding. Gene Ontology annotation, biological process: regulation of gene expression.